This is a messenger RNA of Stylophora pistillata, 915 nucleotides long. RefSeq names its product neurexin-4-like. The record is from RefSeq and is a predicted model, not a curated record. Lineage: Eukaryota; Metazoa; Cnidaria; Anthozoa; Scleractinia; Pocilloporidae.
AUGGUGAUAGAUCGGUUACACUGUACUUUCCUUUGUGUUGGUGAAAGAAAGUGUUAUUCGUUCAACAUAGCAGCGCAUCCUGACUCUACAGGCCUUUAUCUGUGUGAGUUGUUGGCCACAGAUAAGUACAGAGAAACUAAAAUGUUCCAAGCGAAUGGUACCUUCCAUCAUUAUGACGCGUGGUCUCCAUGUAAAAGCGCUCCUUGUGCGAACGGUGGCAUCUGUGUGCCUGAGUAUGAACGGAACUCCUUUCACUGUGACUGUGCGCCUGGAUUCUGUGGAAUUCUUUGCGAACGAAGAGGAAGUAAGACCUGCAGUGACAUCAAAGACUGCCAUCCGGAAGCCAAAACUGGUUCUUUCUUGAUCGAUCCUGAUGGAGAAGGUGGGGUGGAGCCUUUCACAGUUUAUUGUAACAUGACUGAAAAGCACGGUGUUGGAGUGACAGUUGUUAGUCACGACAGUGAAAAGAGAAGCUUGGUGGAUGGGUUCGAAGGCCCUGGCAGUUAUUCGCGCAAUGUUAAUUACAAUGCAACCAGUCUCCUUCAGCUGGCGAGUCUGACAGCUUCAUCUGCUCAGUAUGAGCAGUUUAUAAUGUACGAGUGUUACGAAUCGGUACUACUUUCUUUUCAUGGUGCAAUGUACGGUUGGUGGGUGUCACGUGACGGAGAGCUGAUGAAGUACUGGGGAGGAGUUGAUUCUGUUGACUACAAAUGCGCAUGCGGCUUGACCAACUCAUGCGCAGACCCUAAUCAGGGAUGUAACUGCGAUAGAAAUGACCAAAACUGGCGAGAGGACAGCGGUUUACUCACAGACAAGUCCAAGCUUCCCGUGAAGCAGCUCAGGUUUGGAGAUACCGGUCCAGGAGAUAUGGGAUACCACACACUUGGAAAAAUGAAAUGUUUUGGACUCAUUUAA